GAGCUCGCAGAAAUAAAGGACGUUGCUGUUUCAUGCAAAAAGCAACUGUCGUCGUGUAAAAGUUUGGACUUUCCGUCGUUUCGCCGAGGGAGGGACUUCGUUGCUUGCGUGAACUACUCCUUUCAGUAAACUCGGGAAAAGUCUGAAGCACACGUCGAGGGGGGUCUGGCAAAGCAGCGGCCUGCCCGUAAGACCGUGGUUAUCCGCGAUAAAUCUGGAAACAACGAGAACGACAGAAACGAUUACAAGAAGCAGUGGUCCUCCUCGUCCUUUCCGUCUGUGUAUCAAGUGAAUUUUUUUCGAAUUUCAAGAAUGUUAAGCGAGAGGCUGUGUCUUCGUCAGCGGCAAGACCCACCGCCGCGUGUCUCUCGCGGCUACUUUGGGGUUGCAACCGACCUUCUGAAAAUGUUUAUCAAGAGAAGUCCCAUGUGUACACUUAGCGAUAUCGGCUUGCAUGCUUGAACGCCUGUCUCGGCUGAGCGGUUCUAUCUUCACAUCCAUCGCCGGCCUGCGUUGUAAUCCGACUCGCACACUUGUUCCCUGCCCUCUGCGUUCUGAAUCGUUUCUUCGCGGAGCUCUUCCCACUUCAAAAGAGAACCUUAGGGCCUCUCUUCGUGCGUACCCUCUACGCUUCGGCGCCGCAUGUAUCUGCAAGCAGCUCGGUUCCCGCAAUGUGUUCCUUGAGAGGGUGGUGGCUACUGGAAGUCGCCGAUGAGGCGGCCCCGGUGUUCUUUUAUUCCGCAGACCAAACCUAUUUCGAGGACGGGAGUUUUCGAAGAAGGCGCGAGCAGCCUGGAGGUGCCUCUCCGGGACCUUUGCCGUCGGGAAGAGUUGCUUCGGCUCCUGCAACAGGAUCGGUAACUGGAGGCUCUGGAGAGCUUGAGGCCACUCCAAGGAGAUCGAGAACUGUUACAGAGAGCAUUUGUGAUGAGGAAAAAGGUAGAAACUUGCAUGCGGUUCGUGUCCUACUCUCCCGACGCUAUGCCACAGUCGAUGAGAGGUGGCGGAAACUGGCGGGUCCGGGGUACGUGCCUCUGCCGUCCGACGAGGAACUUCGGCAAGCCUUCGAAACGCAGCUUUUGUACGAGCCGGAAGACGAUGCGUGGAGGUGCUGUGCAUGCUGUUCGACAGCGAGCGGCGGUGAGAGAGGUUCGUCGCUUCUUUCCUCUCCGUCUGUCUCGAGCUGUCAGGCGCAUACGGCGUCAGGGAGCCCCCCCGAGUCUCCGUUUCACGUGGAGGGAGAGCGACCAACAGCUGACAGCUGUGUUCUUCACUCAGAAGACGCCGAGAACGAAGACGGCAUUUUCGAAAACAAUCCGUCCUUCUAUUACGACUUGUAUCAGGAGAGGUACUUUGAGGAACCCACAUGGCCCUGUGGCCCGACGGCGAUGCUGGUUCUUCCUUCUCGUGCUUCCGACUCUUCUCCCCCUCUCCCAGGUGGACGGGGCUCUCCUUCGCUUCCUGGGCGAAGCUGUUCUUCCUGGGAUAAUGCGCCCUCUCCGUCCCCUCACAGUCACCGCCUUUCAGAUCCAGGGCGCUGUGAGAGGGGGCUUUGUUGUGGAUCGUGUAGGAAGAGGCCCGAAAGAUCUCAGAGAAAGUCUCCGUUUUCUUUGUCGGACGAAGCAGGCGCCAGAGGCGUCUGUUCUCUCCCGUACCGCACGGCCCCUCAAAGAGACGCCCUUUCCGGAUACCCGUCUCCCUCAGCCUGUCCUCCGUCUCCGCCCAGAACGGGCCACGGUCUCCCUGUGAACAGUCCCCUCUUCUCGAUUCUGUGGCCCGUCGUCUUUGUCCGCAAGGAGAUACCUGCGUCCCCGACGGAGACAGAUUCGCUCGCCCUUUCUGGAGCCGGCAAACCAAGUGCCGCCGAGUUGACCGGGACCCUUGCGGUCCGGCGACAGACCUCCGCUUUUACUGGCGGGACACCUGUCCCGGCGGCCCUCCUGCGCCCAACUAGCGCCCGCAACAGGCUCGAGCUCGCCGCAGCGGGUCCAAACGGCCAGCAGGCUGAAGACCUCGAAGAUGCGCUCUCGGCGGGCUUUCCGGUCGCCGGAUCGAGACAGGGACAGAGCGGCAGAGUGAUUGUCGCCUUAGCAGCUCUGGCGAUCGACGACGCUUUGGAAGUCGACUCUCUUCACCCGGCAACUGCACGCAGUUUCGGCUUGCCUCAGGUUACUGCAGCUUUCCACGUCCUAGACCAUGUGAUCGAUCUGUACCUUUCGUUUUCGCUGGCGUUUCCUUCUCCACCACUCGCGACGGAUCCGGCUGCGUCACCAGUCAGUGGCGCGUCGAAACGGCGUGACGCUUCCCCGCCACGGGCCUCGGCCGCCCCUCCGUAUGGCUCGCCGCCGUCUCUUCCCCACACGGCUCCAGAUGUCUCCGCACACUGGCCCCGGCAGAGGCCUUUCGGGCCCUCAAGAGGAGACAGUUCGGCGGAGGGCGGCUGUGGAGCUCACGGCCGGCAGCCUGCCUUGCCCUUUCUGACCGCCCUGCAGCUCGCUCUUCCCUUUGGGCGCCCGAAGCUGACGUCUCCAACUCUGCUCCAGCACGCAUACGAGAGUGUCUCCUCGCUGCCAGUCUCCUACUCGUUCUUGCCGCCUCGGGCGCCGCGAGAGACGACCCGCCGGAAAGCGGGGGCAAGGGGCCUUUCGAGAGACAGUUUCGACGACGCGAGCGACUGCAGUCGCGGCGUGGCUGAGGAGGCGCGGGCAUCGUCGGGGCGAAGGAGACGCCGGUCUGAGGGGAGACGUAGGAAAGGAGACAUGUUCGAAGACGACCCGCAACUAUCUCUGGUGCCGCCGAGGCCUCCGGGUCCAACAGGCCCUGCUCAGUCUCUUGCACAGCUGAGAGAGACGAAAAUGAGAAAGUAUCUCCAGUCUCUCUCCCCGGACUUUUCCACUCUCGACUCCGCGGAACUGCCGGCGGCCUCCGCAGAUCUACGAGCGCUUCAGCUCCGGCACUGGCGCCGCCAGCUGGAGGCGCAGCGCGAGUCUCUUUCGAGAUGUUCGUUUUCGGGGCCUUCUUCGGACUUCUUUGAGUCCACGCUCGGGAGUUCUGUGUGUCUCGACUUGGAAGACCAAGGGGCUGCCUUUUCAGAUGUCUCUUUCUCUGACUUGUGCCCGCCAGUGGCGGCGCCGCACUCGCGGACGCACCACCGGCGCUUUUUCGAGCACGCGCUCUGGCGCCGGCGCGCCACGUCGCCCUGGGCCGGCUCCGACCCCGUUGGCGCCCAACUAGCGAACGCCUCGGCGCUUGCAUGCGCGUCCGCGUUUACGCCUGCGGCCGCGGGCUCGGUCUGGGCCGUGCCGGCGUGGCUGCCGCAGCUAUCGCCCUCGGGGUGGGUCCACGGAGUCCCCAGAGACAGUGCAGAGGGUGGGGACAAAAGAGGUUUCUCCAGGCGCGAAGCAGGCUCUGCGUCACCUCCGCCGAACCGCGCCUCGCGCCGCUGGUGGUGGGUGCUCGGCGCGAAGACGAGCGGGAAGAACCGAGCCCAAUCCCUCGAAGGUUCCGGCUCGGGGGCCCGCAGGGGCGGGCCUCCACACCCGGCGCUGUCGAUAGAGCCGCGCAGACAUAAGGGGAGACCAUCGUGGUGGAAAAGCUCUCGCGAGGCGAGUCUCGGGGCAGUGGGCGAGGAGGCGCCGAAUGCGAGAGGAGGCUCGUGGGAAGAGGAGCGACAUCGAACGGAGCGCGAGUGGCUCUGCGACAGUGGAGCCCUAACAGACGUCGAAGCCUGUUUCGACGUCGGGCGGCGCCGUGGACGGUCGAAAGAAGAGAGACACGCUGCGCGGCACCGCGAAGAGCACGAAGGCAGUCUGGUGAUGUUGAAUGGUGAGCUCACCGGAGAACGGGUCCCGACUCCAGCUCGAAGAAACAAGCCUUCGUCUUCAUCUCUCAGCCCACGAAAAAAACGCCCCUCCGGAUUCUCCAUCUUCUCGGCUUUCGGGCGCGCAACGGGCCUCGUCAGCACCCCAGACGCCGACACCCAGCAACGAGCGGCGCAGUGGAACUGGCUGACUCGCCACAGCUGGAUUCGCUUUUCCAUCGUCGAGAACGUCCACUGCGCAAUGCAUGAGCCGAAACAAGGAGUCCAAGGUCGUGCAGCCAGAGAGGCAGAUGAAUCCUCCAUCGUGGGAGAUGUAUACGUCACCGUCUGUCUUCCAAAGAUGAUGGAGGUUUCUGCGCCGCUGGCGUUCGCAAGAACCGAGUCUCUCCCUGACGUGUACGUACACCCUACGGCUCGGCUCAGCAACAGCGCUGUCGAUCUCCUCAGCUGCGCUUCUGCGAUGCCUCCCGCGCGCCGGGGGGUUGGCGCCGAGCCUGGAGAACAGGAAGGUGACCGGGACAAGACCACUGUCUCCUUCUCUUCGGCUAAGGGCCAAGAGGCCCGCAGUGUGCUUGAAAGACACGCACUGCCGCCUCUCGUCGUCAGUUGCGUCCCUCCGCUUGGAGUGCACUCUUACCUCCUCUGUAAAUACCGCUUCGGCAGCCUUCCUUUCUACCCUAUGAAAGCGCUCUACCAAGUCAAGGAAAUCCGUCCUGGCGUCUUGCGCCUGCUGCUCCAGCUGCAGAUCCAUCCGGGAGUCGUGGGCAGACUGCAUGCGUGCUCGCUCUGGAUUCCCUUCGGCCACAAAGGCAGGAUCGAGUCUCAUGAUUUGAAGGCCUCUCAGGGAACGUUUCGCAUCGUCAGCGGCCAACAGGCCGUUCUCUGGACCCUGCCCAAGCACCUGAAAUCGACGCCAGUUGUCUCAGGGUCGCAUGCAGCGGCGAAAGACUCAGCAGGCGCUUCUCCGAGUGCAGCUGCUCCUGGAGGGAAGGAAGAGGCGAAGGCGCCGCCGUCCGGCCGUCCUCAGGUGUCUCUUCUCGGAGAGCUGAUCCUUGCCUCACAUUCCUCCUCGACGGACCGCGAAGCCGGGAACGCCUACGCGGGCUCCAAGGCUUCGUCCGCCUGGAGUGAGAGGUUUCCUCUGUCGACUCGACGGCGCCGAAGAGCCGGACGGCUGCCUUCGGAUUCCCAGCACGCGUCCGGAGGGUCUCUUCGGCCCGCCGGCUGUGGAGACACGUUGGGCGCUUCUUUUGAUCCUCACAUUCUGGGCCGGAGCGGGGCGGACUCAGGAGGGCUUCUUGGAGCCCAAGGCGGCGGGGCUGCAGGCGCAUCGGCAGGGCCUUUUCGCGCCUGCUCGGCUCCCACUCCUCAGGAGAGUGCCUCGCGGUGGCGGCGAGACAACCUGAUUGCUGCAGCGGGUGCCGAGGAGCGUCUCCCGCUUGCCGUGCGGCGCUUCUUGGCAGACGAAGUCGAGCGCGAAGAGGCGGAGACCUGCCGAUUUGCGAGCGACCAGGAGCCACCAGUCGGGACCGGGCCUGGGGACUCGGGCCCAGGCGCCGAAAGCCUCGACCGCGCCCAAGGGCUGAGCGGCCCGAGAGGAGGCGCCUGUGGCACCUCCGGUUCGGGGGAAGAGAGACGGGCCAAUUCGAACUUCGCCCCAGGGGACAAACGCGUCGAGAACGUAUGUACAAAUGCAGUGCAUGCAGAGAAGAAGCCCUUGCGAGCCGGACAGGCCCCCGGCGGCGGCGCCAGGGACCCAGGUGUCGGCGGUGACGAGGGGACAUCUUUGCCGUUGCCGGACCGAGUUGAAGGGUCUGGAGCUUCCGCGAAGCUGCGAGUGAGAAGUGAAGGUGGACGCAGCCGAGGUACACGCCCUGAUGAAGAGUGGCGUCACGCCGGCAGAAGCUUCGGGCCCUCUACACUUUUCGCAGGAGACAGCGGCUCCCCGUAUCGGCCCGGGGUGACCCCUCAAGGCCCGCUGGGGUCUUCUGGAGCCGGGAACGACGGCGCUUCCAGCCGGGGCGCAACCGCGGUCGGACAUGGCCGUCCAGGGGGCGGCGUCUCUGGCGCCGGGUUUCGGGAGCGAGAGCCUCAUGCAAGUCUCGGGAGCAGUGUCAAAGGCCGUUCUUUCGGCUCGCCUCAGAACUCUGGAGUGGGGAGGGGCGGAGUGUACGCGACGAGUCGCACCGAGCGAAGUGGCGGCGGUCUUCUGACCGAUCGCGAAGAGUUGAUUCUCCAGGAAGGCGUCAACAACUUUCUAGCUCUCAUUCACUUCGAAGUGAAAAGCAUGACGCUUUCUGGGGCGACCAUUGACAAAGAAGCGGUCACGCUGUAUCCCUACCAGCACCUCGAACUCGCUCCGCCUGUGCACUGGAGCCCUGAGGUAGACGGAAGCUCGGCCGGGGCUUCGGGCUCGGGUCCAGGAGGCGCGGGGUCGCUUGGCGACCGCGAGAAACUCAAGGGGGCACCUGCGUGGAUUCGAUCUAGUGGCGGAAGUGGAGACGACGCAGGAUGCUCCAUCUCGGUCUUCAAGCGAACGAUUGCUGGACGAUACGUCGUAUGGAACGCGCUCGGAGACAACAAAGCCUCGAGGGUGAAUCUUUCCUUCGACGAGGUCGAGACAGAAAAGGAAGCGGACGCGUGUAGCAGCGAGUUUUCCACGCACACCAGUGGACCUCGUGGCUCUUCUAAUCACCCCGGUGGGUUCCGCUUCGCGGCGAGCGCGAUGCCGGCGUUUCCUUCAACUGUAGCGAGUCUCCAGGCGCUCGCGUCCGAACACGAAGGCUCGGCUUCUCUCCGAGGGGAAACCGAAGAGGGAACGACGGUCUCCCACACACCCGCCUUUCCCGAUGCCGACGUCCGAGUCGACAAAAGUCUUUCAGGCCAAUAUUCAGAGCCAGUUAGGAUUUCUGGAGCGGCAGCAGCAGAACGGGAACCGGGUGUACAUACAGGCUGUCCAUCGAGCACUGCAGGGUCAGAUGGCUGUCCGUCGCCGUAUUCUCAAAUUGACGGCGACAAAGUCGAGGCCAAAGCAGACGUGCGAUGAGUGCCGGGUCUCUAAGGGAUUUGACUGCAUGCGAGAACAGCGUACCCUUCCGCGAGAGUGCAAUGCUGCCGUUGGCGCCUGCCAGACGCGAACGCAAAGACAGAGAAGUCAAUUCACGUCGGGGUGUGCCAGCGCGCUCUGCUGUAGUGCAGUCUGCUCUGUGGGACAAUGUACGCGUUUCUUUUAGGUUGUGAAGACGUGGAGUGAAGCUCAGAUUCAUGUUUUCGAAAAACACUGGUCAAACGUGACCCAGCAGGUUUUUGUAAAGCAG
Toxoplasma gondii ME49 is the source of this 7137-nucleotide messenger RNA. RefSeq lists its product as hypothetical. Bases 672 to 6866 code for a protein of 2064 amino acids. The record is from RefSeq and is a predicted model, not a curated record. Gene Ontology annotation, cellular component: late endosome; cytosol; AP-type membrane coat adaptor complex. Gene Ontology annotation, biological process: endosomal transport. The transcript has 10 exons. Lineage: Eukaryota; Apicomplexa; Conoidasida; Eucoccidiorida; Sarcocystidae.